This is a messenger RNA of Debaryomyces hansenii CBS767, 1671 nucleotides long. RefSeq names its product Fcy23p (gene FCY23). Gene Ontology annotation, cellular component: fungal-type vacuole membrane; plasma membrane. Gene Ontology annotation, biological process: transmembrane transport. Gene Ontology annotation, molecular function: transmembrane transporter activity. Lineage: Eukaryota; Fungi; Ascomycota; Pichiomycetes; Serinales; Debaryomycetaceae. The transcript has a single exon. The coding region runs from base 1 to 1671 and encodes 556 amino acids. The record is from RefSeq and is a predicted model, not a curated record.
AUGACGACGAAAUAUAUGGAAAGGGACUCAGAAAAGAUACAGGUUUCUAGCCUGAAGCAAGACGUUGCUUUGGAAACAAUUCCGACUGAGGAAUCAGAAAAUUCGUCGUCAUCAAUUUGGAAUUUUAUCCAAAGAUUAUCUAAGAAAUUAGAUUCGUUAGGAGUAGAGACGAGAGGUAUAGAAAGAAUCGAGCCAUAUGAAAGAUCCACAAACAAAGUCAAACAAUUGAUAUCUGUUAUUGGAUUAUGGUUGUCGGCCUGUGGUGGUUUAAGUUCUAUGUCUACGUUUUUAUUGGGACCAUUAAUUUUUGAAUUAGGAUUAAAAAAAUCAUUAGUGUCAAGUUUAGUUGGUCAAGCAAUCGGAUGCGGUAUCGCUGCUUACUGUUCCUUAAUGGGGCCAAGAUCAGGUUGUCGUCAAAUGGUAAGUGCUAGAUUUUUAUUUGGUUGGUGGUUUGUGAAACUAGUCAGUCUUGUUAGCAUUAUUGGGGUUAUGGGUUGGUCUGUAGUCAAUAGUGUUGUUGGAGGCCAAAUUUUACAAAGUGUAAGUGACGGGAAGAUACCUCUUGUUGUCGGUAUUAUUAUUGUGGCCAUUAUAUCCUUAUCUGUUGCAAUCGGUGGUAUUAAACACUUAUUGAGAGUUGAAACGUUUUUGAGUAUUCCCGUAAACGUAGCGUUUUUAUUGUUGUACGUUGCUGCUUCUCAAAAAUUUCACCUUUUAUCGAAUCUCGACGGUGAAGAAAUCAGAGGCAUGUCUGAUGCGGUUAAAGGCAACUGGUUAUCAUUUUUCUCAUUAGCAUAUUCAACUACCGCAACAUGGGGAUCUAUUGCUUCCGAUUACUAUAUAUUAUUCCCAGAAAAUACCCCUGAUGUACAAAUUUAUUUCCUUACGUUCUUCGGUAUCUUACUUCCAACAAGUCUUGUUGGUGUUCUUGGGUUACUCAUUGGUAAUGUUGCAUUAUCAUACAAGCCAUGGGGAGAUGUGUAUGAAGUGUACGGAAUGGGAGGUCUAUUGAAUGAAGCCUUUAAACCUUGGGGAGCAGGUGGGAAAUUUUUGCUCAUGGUAAUAUUCUUAUCCUUGGUCUCAAAUAAUAUUAUAAAUACUUAUUCGGCAGCAUUUGGCGUCCAAUUAGCAGGUAUUGGAUUCUCCAAAGUUCCAAGAUGGAUAUGGGCUAUUGUAUUAACAGCAAUAUACCUUCUUUGUGCGUUAGUCGGAAGAAAUAAGUUGGCUACUGUUUUAGGGAAUUUCUUACCAAUGGUUGGUUACUGGAUAUCUAUGUAUUUCGUCAUGUUGCUUGAAGAGAACUUGAUUUUCAGGUCAAAGAGGUUUAUUCAUUUAUAUACAAAGGAGUUUGCCGACGAUGAUCUGCAGCAAUCUUUAACUUCCGGUGCUAGCUUAAUUACAUCUAAGGAAACGAGACAUGACCAAUACUACAACUUCAAGAUCUGGAAUGAUUAUGAGAAAUUGAGCAGAGGUCUAGCAUCCACUGCAGCAUUCAUCAUUGGUGCUGCAGGUGCUGCUAUUGGCAUGGCCCAAGUUUAUUGGGUGGGUCCAUUAGCAAGAUUAAGUGGAGGUGAGUUCGGAGGUGAUAUUGCAAUGUGGUUAUGUAUGGGCCUUAGUGGAAUUUUUUUUCCAUGGUUAAGAUACUGGGAAUUGAAGAAAUUCGGUCGUUAG